AUGUUGUCAAAAGGCCCUCAGAGAUCUGAACGAUUAUCACCUUUUCAUGUUACAUUCUCCCACAUUUCACUUUCUUACCUUCAAUUUAGCACUUUGGCACCGAAAAAGAAAAGCGGAAGUUGUAAUAGAGAAUUGCAGGAAGUCUCAUUGUUCGGGAAGUUCUCUAGUUGUCUUGACUUUCAACUUUGUCAUCCAAAAGAGAAUAGAAAGAAAAACUUUCUAGAAUAA
Messenger RNA from Clunio marinus, 228 nucleotides. NCBI's taxonomy places the organism in Eukaryota, Metazoa, Arthropoda, Insecta, Diptera, Chironomidae. The record is from the annotation of a GenBank genome assembly.